AUGGGAUCCGGGGUGCUUGCAUGUCGGAGGCCCUGCUGUGGGUCGGAGGGCCCUGCUGCAGUCCAGGCGUACAGGACUGAUGAGAACCGGGGUGCUCGUGUGUCGGAGGCCCUGCUGUACUCCAAGCAUGAUGGGAACCGGGGUGCUUGCAUGUCGGAGACCUGGCUGUCCAAGCAUGAUGGGAACCGGGGUGCUUGUGUGUCGGAGGACUUGCUGUACUCCAAGCAUGAUGGGAGCAGGUCCCUCUCCUGGAAGCGGUGCGCGGGGUGCGGGGGCAAGAUCGCCGAUCGCUUCCUCCUCUACACCAUGGACAGCUACUGGCACAGCCGCUGCCUCAAGUGCUCCUGCUGUCAGGCUCAGCUGGGGGAGAUCGGCACCUCCUGCUACACCAAGAGUGGCAUGAUCCUCUGUAGAAACGACUACAUCAGGUUAUUUGGAAACAGUGGGGCAUGCAGCGCUUGUGGUCAGUCCAUUCCGGCCAGUGAGCUGGUCAUGAGGGCACAGGGCAACGUCUACCACCUCAAGUGUUUCACGUGUUCUACCUGCCGGAACCGGCUGGUCCCUGGAGACAGGUUCCACUACAUCAACGGCAGCCUGUUCUGCGAACACGACAGGCCCACAGCACUCAUCAAUGGCCAUCUGAGUUCACUGCAGUCGAACCCACUUCUGCCUGACCAGAAGGUGUGUUAGGCUGCAGGAAGCGGGAAACAGGAAGCGUGCCUUCAUUUGAGCCCUUACUCAUCGUCACCUAAGACUAUGUGGAUCGGUGCCCCAGCCUUUUAGCCUCACCCCCCAGGCCCACCCAGGCCCCCCCCCCAGACCCCCCCAGACCCUCACCUGAGCUCCCAGGAGUUAGAGUCCAUCGACAAUAUUCUCUAUCUGCUCCACACAUCUGAUAACCAUCUGACCCUUGACCCGUCCCUUCCCCCUAAAUGUGGGUGGAUUCCCCAGCGCGCACAUGCGCCUGAAACAGGAUACCGAGGAUGCCCUGAGCCUGGAAUAAAUAAAUAAAAAAGGAACAGAACCUGAGGGACUCAAAAGGCGGAAAGAUUGAAAAUCCACUCGAAGGAUGUUUUGGAUAAAGAGACAAAGAAAGACCAAUGAAGCAAAUCAAGAGCAGCGUUUUUCCAAACUGCAUUUGUACAUUUGUUGAAAAAAAAAAAAAUGAAAAAAAAGGGAAUUGUGGGAAACGGAGUACUUUUAUUUUUCUUUAUCGUUUCCUUUUUAUAUCCUUAUUUCCUUACAACAUGGUAUUCCCACUUUCUAUAUUUUAAGUGUCGUAAAAGGGAACGUGUUUCACUCUCAGUGGUAUAUAAUAAGACUGGUAUCUGUGGCUUUUGUUGUGGAAAACAAAUCAUGAACACUUGGUGUAUUUGUAAAACUACCAUGUAUGUACAGUAUGCAUGUAAAUGUUUUUGUCAAGACGUUGCUACAGUCCAACCUGCCUUCACACAACCCAGCCGCCCCUCCCCUCGAAACCUGAAACCAUGGCAGACCAGAUAAAGAUGCUCAUAGUCGGUAAAGUAGAGAUUUUCACCAACCUAUAAAUGCUGAAUGAAAGAGAAAUCUAUUUGUGAUAUUUUCAGAGACAUUUGCUCCAGUAUGGUGUAUUUAAUUAAUAAAAAUGAUUAAGAUAUAAA
This is a messenger RNA of Osmerus eperlanus (European smelt), 1640 nucleotides long. RefSeq names its product LIM domain transcription factor LMO4.2. Lineage: Eukaryota; Metazoa; Chordata; Actinopteri; Osmeriformes; Osmeridae. The transcript has 5 exons. Bases 1 to 690 code for a protein of 229 amino acids. The record is from RefSeq and is a predicted model, not a curated record.